Ornithodoros turicata is the source of this 2758-nucleotide messenger RNA. RefSeq lists its product as uncharacterized. Gene Ontology annotation, cellular component: membrane. NCBI's taxonomy places the organism in Eukaryota, Metazoa, Arthropoda, Arachnida, Ixodida, Argasidae. The transcript has 4 exons. The record is from RefSeq and is a predicted model, not a curated record. The coding region runs from base 213 to 716 and encodes 167 amino acids.
UUCCGUGGCGCGUGGUAGCGCGCGAGCGCGUUAUCAACGACUGGGAGAGAGAAAACGGAAUAACCGGGGCUCGCCUAAAAGCAACACGAUUACGGGAGCGGGAGGCAGUGAAAUCACCUGAGGAUUUUCUCAGCUACUAGACGCCCCGUCGUUUCGUUGAACGCUGCCACAUCACGACCCCUUUCCGUUAGAAAGCUGCAAAGAGAUCUAAAAUGUCGCACACCGUUACAAUUACCCGCACUACCACCACUUCUGGCUCGCCAAUAAUUAUCAACACGGGGUACGGCUGCGGAGUUCACGGUAUACUCAAGAUCCUUCAAACUGUAUUCGGUGGAAUAUGUCUGGGACUAAUGCUGCACUACACCAGCUCCAAGGGCUACAGCAAUUUCCACAUGCCCGGACAUGAGAUGUACUUCCUGCUGACUGCAUUUGGUUGUCUCCUCUGUACAUUCUUACUCCUCGUCGCGUCCUGCUGGUCCUUUACCUCGUCCUCGCUUCUCGCAAGAACCUCCUUCGAAAUCCUGUUCCACCUCGUGGCAUGUGCGCUUUACAUGGCAGCUGGGAUCACCCUUCUCACGAAGACUUUGGACAACAAGCGGCUCUACAGCGACGAACACUACAACGCUCGGAUAGCAGCUGCUGUCUUCGCUAUCAUGAACGGAUGCCUGUACCUGGUUGGUGCCUUCAUGUCCUUCCGCAUCUUCCGUCAGGGCUAAACACCAAAAUCAACCGUCCAGCCCGCUGAGGAAGUUUGGCGAGAAAUGCUGCCUUUAUGUGACACUCUUUCUACUAAUGCCAUGUACUUUCAACUGCAAUGUUGCACCGCAUGUUCGUUGUGUACUGUACACUAGAAUCACCGAAUAAGCUUCGUUCCAGUCACCCCGUCACUGUGGUGCUCGCGGAAGCGUUCGACGCCAUUUUGUUUCCGCACGCUCUAUACGCCGCCCUCUAUGGUGGUACCCACGCGGUGAAUCGACUGAUGUACCCUGACAGUUUUGCGAUGCGACCGGUAGAUCCACCAUACGCGGCGUAAGGUAUAGUUCGAAGAAAAAUGACAAAAACUGCUUUCGUGUUCCUGGAUGACGGUACUGUGACUCGAAGGUUAUUUUGCCACUUUGCUGUAAGCGUAGACGUGCCUUUGGUGUGACAUAUGCAGGCUUUCUGACGCAGUGCGAUAUGUUUCGUGACUAAGUGUGUCUACGUUCUGUGGCGCUCAGGUAUACUUAAGAGAUUGCUGGUACGCGACGUAGGUGACGUACUCCGGUGCACAGUUGUGUCUGUUUAAUGUCUCAUUGUUGUAUUGGUGUCGAUAGUCCUAAAGCUGGUUCGCAUGGUGCUGAUGGGGCUGUCCAGUUGGCAAUGAAAGAGGUAGGUAGCACUGUAGUAGCAACUUUCUACUCGACGUCAGGUCGGUUACUGUGAUUCUUACCGCGAAAACCAACCUCUGCAAGAAAUUCGAAGCGAGCCUGAUAUUGUAAGGUAACUGCCAUCUAUUGGCACAAGAUGAAAUUUACGCGUGCGUCGUCGGAGUCUUUUAUUUUGACUUCUCCUAAAUAACGAUUCUUGAUUAUGAGGCUUAUAUCAAGAAGUCUCCACUUUCAAAGAACAGAUUCCCCCCCCCCCCCCCCCCUCUGUUACCUUCUAGCGCCAUCAUUCAUCGCCAUUGCGCUGCGUCUGUUGCUUUUGCGCCUCAUUAUUUUGUGUGAGGUUUGAAUCAUGUCAUAACUGUAGGUUCCUCCUUAGUGUUGUCCGUUAGUUGUGAUCUCUUAGAUGCUGCUCCAUCGUGAACUUUCACCAAUAUUCAGGAACUGCCUGUUUUGAGUGGCAUUUAUUUUUGCUGAGAAAAUAGUGACGAUACACCCGUGCUAUAAUGAGGGACUUCUGGUAACACGACAUCCAAAGUUAUAAGGUCAUGUGUCUGUUUUUUUGGAUGUGCAGCAAUUGCAGAUAAACAGCUAGUGGAGUUUUUUUUUUUUUAUGCCUCUCACACAGUUAUGAAACGUGGUUAUAAUAUGCCAAGCAGGAUCUUUUUUUUUUACAUCCGUCGAAGAAUAUAUUUGAAUAUCAACAAUACACUUUCGUAACGACGCACUUUCUCUGUUAUUCUUUAAUUGAUAGAUGCAUGUCUGUAUGUAUGUUUGAUAUUUUGCCGAGCCAAAGACGGUCAUAGCAUUUUUUUCUUCCCUUUCAAUGAUGCAAUAGCCCUUUGCAAAAUAUUAGUGCUAAUUUUGAUCCACAAGAUAGGGAUCGCACGCUGUAAAAAGAACACUGCUGCUGCAACUACAAACGUUUGACCACUGCACUAUUGUGCACAACCACUCGAGUUAAACUUACCAUUGCAUGAAGGAACACUUCAGCGUGCCUUGAACGUAUGCCUAAGGUUUAAUGGCUGCCAAAAGAUAUUUCGUACGACCGCUUUCGGACAAACGGUGUCAUUACCAGCGUUCAAUAAGUGCCUCGGCGCGCAGUGUCACUUUUCACGUCUUAAAGAAGGUACAAUCCACGGGAGAUUAUUGCUCGAAUAUUGUGGCAUGACAGCGAGACAUUUUGAUGAUCCUUCAUCAAUUGCAUUAUCUUGCUUGGAGAUGACGUCCAUCAUUGUUGAAAAUCAUAACUACAGCCAUGAAACAACACCAUUAUUUUGUGUACGUGCUGUCGCUGCAUAUAUUUAUAACGCUAUAGCAAUCUCAUUAGUUUUCAGUCCGGAAUGCGAUUUGUAGUGGCAUUUUAUGGCUUCAAUAAAUUAUUAUUCACAGAA